This is a messenger RNA of Capsicum annuum, 814 nucleotides long. Its product is annotated as transcription factor PIF1. The record is from RefSeq and is a predicted model, not a curated record. Gene Ontology annotation, biological process: regulation of DNA-templated transcription. Gene Ontology annotation, molecular function: protein dimerization activity; DNA-binding transcription factor activity. Lineage: Eukaryota; Viridiplantae; Streptophyta; Magnoliopsida; Solanales; Solanaceae.
AUGAUGUCCAUGGGAUGCGGCAUGGUCCCGAUGAUGUAUCCUGGAGUGCAGCAGUACAUUUCGCCUAUGGGAAUGGGCAUAGGUAUGGGGAUGGGUAUGGAGAUUGGCAUGAACAGGCCAAUGGUGCCAUAUCCACCUCUUUUACCAGGUGCGAUGAUGCAGAAUGCAGCAGCAGCAGCAGCACAAAUGGGUCCUAGAUUUCCUAUGCCUCCAUUUCAUUUGCCACCAGUUCCAGUUGAUCCAUUGCAAGCCUCAAGUCAGCCAGAUCCAACGCUAAAUCCACUUGUCGCACAUAAUCCGAACCAGCCAAGACUUCCGAACUUUAAUGAUCCAUAUCAACAGUUUUUUGGUCUCCAUCAGGCGCAAGUCGCAUUACCGCAGAAUCAGGCAGUAGAACAGCCCAGCAACAAUAAAUUCAGCAGCAGCAAAGAAGUUGGAAAUCCUGGGAAUCAUCAAUCUGGUUGAUUACCUAAAGCUAGAACUUUUGAAGCUUCCCACAAACUAAAUUUUGUAGCCUAAGAGGAAUAUCGAGUGCAGUCUACUCCGGCUGGCUGAUACAAAUAUAGCAUCACUAACUUGUAAUUAUUACUAUAGUACCCAAUUUGCUUUUACAUAUUGUGGCCCUGAGAUCUCAUUUCCAUUUUGGCAUAUGUGGAUAUAAUUUGAGGCCAGUUUUUUAACGGCAUAAAGUGAUCUGAAGGGGUUUUAAGCAUUUCCCAGGCUUAUGAUUCUUCGGCCCCCAAAAUUCAUGCGUCUGCUGCCCCUUAAUUUUAACUGCUGCAGACAUUGAUAAUCAUAAACAUAUUCAUGAUAA